Molecule: messenger RNA, 2069 nt
Organism: Macadamia integrifolia
Lineage: Eukaryota; Viridiplantae; Streptophyta; Magnoliopsida; Proteales; Proteaceae
Product: L-type lectin-domain containing receptor kinase IV.2-like
Exons: 2
Coding region: 1-1203 (400 amino acids)
Biological process (GO): protein phosphorylation
Cellular component (GO): plasma membrane
Molecular function (GO): protein kinase activity; ATP binding
Source: RefSeq, a predicted model, not a curated record
AUGACUCUAGAGACUGAGUUUGAGUGGGAUGCUAACUGUUCUGAUACACCCCCUCAAUGUGGGGAUUUGAAUGGUCGAAUCCGCAGCUUGUCCCGUAGAAAGGAGAACCGUGAUGUGCUGAGAGCUUUGUGGCAAGUUUCUAACAAAACUAUUAAGAAGAAGUUCGCAGAAGUUCUCAAAGACUGGGAACUUGUAUAUGGACCUCACAGGUUCAGAUAUAAAGAUCUCUACAUCGCAACCAAAGGUUUUCAUGACAAGGAGCUUCUUGGUAUAGGUGGCUUUGGUAAAGUCUACAGAGGUAUAUUACCAACCACAAAAGAAGAAGUUGCUGUGAAGAGAGUCUCACAUGAUUCAAGACAAGGGGUGAGGGAAUUUGUUGCCGAGAUCAUCAGCAUCGGUAAAUUGCAACAUCGAAACAUAGUAACAUUAUUGGGUUAUUGCCGACGUAAAGGAGAGCUCCUUCUAGUCUAUGAUUUCAUGCCGAACGGAAGUCUAGACAGGUUCCUCUUUGAUCAUAAAUCCACAACAACAAAGACAACAUUGAGUUGGAAUCAAAGAUUUCAAAUUAUCAAAAGCGUAGCAUCCGCGCUACUAUAUCUUCAUGAAGAAUGGGAACAAGUUGUGGUUCACAGAGACGUCAAGUCCAGUAAUGUCAUGUUAGACAAGGAGCUGAAUGCAAGACUCGGAGAUUUUGGGCUUGCAAAAUUAUAUGAUCAUGGAGGAGAUCCCAAAACCACCCAUGUGGUGGGGACGUUUAGUUAUCUUGCGCCAGAAUAUGCUAGAACUGGUAAAGCAAACCCUAGUGUGGAUGUGUUCGCGUUUGGGGUUUUUUUGCUCGAGGUCGCUUGUGGUAAGAGGCCUAUAGAGGCAGAAGCAUCAGAAGAGUGUAUUGUGUUGGUGGAUUGGGUGAUAUCAAGUUGGAAUAGGGGUGCAAUUCUUGAAACUAUGGAUCCCAAAUUGGAAAUGAAUUAUGAAGUGCAGAAAAUGGAGUUGGUGUUAAAACUUGGAUUGCUUUGCUCUCAAUCCAAUCCAACUGCAAGGCGAUGUAUGCGACAAGUUGUCCGGUACUUGGAGGGAGAAAUUCAACUACCAGAGCUGCCAUUUCUGACUUCAGAAAGUACUGGUGAAAUCUCCUUUUGGUGUCCAUCUCUUGAGACUAGAAUGACAUCCAUUGUAGAUUCUUUGCUCUCUGGAGGAUGUUGACUUUUUUUUUUUGUUUUGCUAAAUGGAUAAUUUAUUGAGAAAGAAGAUAAAAAAAACCAGCAAACAACAAACAAAUCACAGAGCAAGCCACGAGGCCCCACCUUCGGCAUAGCCAUCAACAGGACCUAGGGCCGCUCACUACAUAAAUCUAUACGAGGGUCUAGAAGAUUCAUCUCUCGCCAUCAUAUCAGAGAUAUGGCCUGGAAAAACGUCAUUGACUGUCGAGCAUCUUGAUUUUGCAGCUUUCUUGGCUAGGAAGUCUGCCACCGAGUUCCCUUCUCUAUAGUUGUGAGUGAUUUUCCAUGUAAUACUUCCCAGGAAUUGCCUUAGAUGGUUCCAUCUCUGCAUAGCCAUCCAUGGAAUUUUUCCCUGAUGAAUUGACAUAACCAAAGCCGCUGAAUCUGAUUCUACCCAGAGGAAUGGAAUAGCUAACUGUUUUGCUUUCAUGAGACCAUGCAUUAGACCUUCUAAUUCUGCUUCAUAAUUUUCUUUAAUCCCCAAGUAUAUGCUGCAAGACCAGAGACACCUGCCAUUAUGAUCUCUCAUGAUUGCACCUGCACCUGCAUUACCAGGGCUCCCAAGAGAGCUUCCAUCAAAGUUUAGCUUGACCCACCCCGUAAGCGGUUUGCACCAAUAAACUUCCAGGGGGGGUUUAAUGCCCGCGCUAAGAAUGUUUAGAGUUUUGAUUUUGACCUAAGUACUAUUUCCUUAUAUGAAGCCAUCUAGCAAGCCAAUGCCUUUUGGGCUUGCAUGGACUCAGCAAAUUCAUGCAGAAGAAGUCUGGCUGUGAGCUUUAUUUGUUUAACAAAUUGUCUUUUAUUUAUCAGUGCUGUACUACUGUAAAGUUCAAUCGAUUAAGUCAAUUU